Molecule: messenger RNA, 1731 nt
Organism: Thermochaetoides thermophila DSM 1495
Lineage: Eukaryota; Fungi; Ascomycota; Sordariomycetes; Sordariales; Chaetomiaceae
Exons: 7
Coding region: 1-1731 (576 amino acids)
Biological process (GO): regulation of gene expression
Cellular component (GO): nucleus
Molecular function (GO): protein binding
Source: RefSeq, a predicted model, not a curated record
AUGUCGCAGGUACUCGAGACCAUCUUUGGGGAGCUUGGUAUCACCCAGUACCUCGAUGCGUUCCUGGAGCAGGGCUUCGACACAUGGGAGACCAUUCUCGACAUUACCGAGUCCGACCUCGAUGCGCUGGGGGUGAAAUUGGGCCAUCGACGGAAACUCCAGAGGAAGAUCGCCAGCUACCGCGGCAUUGCCCCCGAUGCUGCCCUGGUGUUUCCGACUCAGUCAAGUGUUGAAGACGGCAAAUCUCAGGAUGCCGUCAAAUCCGAGAAUCAGAAGGGCGACGGCCGUGAGCCCGUGACCAUGAUCGUCACGAAGCGGAAAUACCGCCGGCAUCCCAAGCCCGACGAGAAUGCCCCUGAGCGGCCCCCAUCUGCCUAUGUGCUCUUCGCCAACAAAAUGCGCGAGGAUCUCAAAGGCCGUAACCUGAGCUUUACCGAGAUGGCUAAGCUCGUUGGUGAAAACUGGCAGAACCUCACGCCAGAGGAAAAGGAGCCGUAUGAGACUCAAGCCCAGCGCUGCAAGGACAAGUACUUGGCCGAGCUGGCUGAGUACAAGAAGACGCCCGAGUACAGAAAGUACCAAGAGUACCUCAAAGAAUUCAGGGAGAAGCAUGGCUCUCCCUCACAAGACAAGGAAAACGCAAAGCGAAUCAAGGUCGAGGCCGCCAGCACAACGAGCCGCACGAGCCCCGGCGCCACUCCAUCUCGGAAAACCAGCAGGAGCGGCAGCGGCCCCGAGAGCCACCGAGGAAGUGAACCGCCGACCGGCAGGCAGAGGCUCGGGUCUGUCGUUUCUACUGCCGAGUCUCAGUGCUCAGCGUCGGCUGCUCCUUCAGUUGCAAAUCAUUCUCCUCAGGAGUCGACGGCUGCCUCGCCUGUGGUCCCAGUGAAGUCAGAGCAGCCAUCGUCGAGGGGUUCGCCAACUUUGGGCGCAGUUCAUCCGCAACCAGGUCUCCCUCUGCCUCCGGCUCAUCACGGCGAGGAUAGGGGCAUGCAACGACAGCUCCCGUCGCUAUCUGAUGUCUUCGAUAACCGCGGGUUGUCCGGCUCAGGGCGUCCAUCGUCGAGCGAUCCUAGCAACUACCAUUACUCGGCUCAUGGACACUCCAACAGCGACGUCCGUGGCCCCACCUUCAAGAGCGACCCUCACUAUGAGCAUUCGUCGCAUCCUACUUCCUUCAGCCAUCCUCCUCGGACAGCAGCUGACGGCCCUUUGCCCAUUCAUGCGCUGCUAGCAAACAAGCCCGAGCCAGCCUUUGACCAUCGGCAACCACUCCCGAUGCAUCCCCAUCAGCAGCAGCAUCAUCAUCAGCAUCAUCAUCAGCAUCAUCAUCACCACUCGUUCCAUGGAAACCCAUUCCAGGCUUCGGCUAACCACAGUGAUGCCGCUGGUGGCUUACCUGCUCUGAACGGUUAUCACAAUGGAGCAUCCUCGGCGACACACGCACCGCCAGCGCAGUCGCACCUGCAACCUCUGCCGCUACCCAGUAGCAGCAUGCACCACCACUCAGCAUCAGCAGCACCAUCACCAUUCUCAGCCUCCUCCCAUCCGCAACAGCCGCUUCGAACGCUGACCCCACCAGUACCGCCCCCGGCUUCGUCCUCAGCCAGGCUACCCCCUCCAGGACCAUCACCAGAGCAAGGCGGGCGGCCAGGGCACUCACAUAGCGUCAGUUUCGACGGCAUGAGCGCCUUGCUGAGAGCGGGGGAGAUUGUCGAUCGGCGGGCAUGA